Molecule: messenger RNA, 721 nt
Organism: Effrenium voratum
Lineage: Eukaryota; Dinophyceae; Suessiales; Symbiodiniaceae
Source: the annotation of a GenBank genome assembly
AGCCGGCUCGAGCGUGGCCGGGACGGCUUCGGCCGCACAGCUUUGUUGUCAGAGCCUGACUCUGCCACGUGCAAACAGCAGUGUGAGUCCAAGGGACAUGACAAAGCUCCUGUCAAUCUUGGUGCUACUCCUGCCUCAAGUUCAAGGCACAGCUCUUCGAGCAGCUACCAGUAUCAAUGAAGUGGAGCCGCAAGCUGCGGUUGUUGCGCACCUGUUGUCAGUCGUUGAUGACUACCUCAAGUACUACGCAGAGGAGAAGACAUCCUGGACGGAGUCCAAGCAGCGGAUGAUAGACAUCAUCAAUUCUGCCACAACAGACGAGUCUCGGCUGGCAUCUGUCAACGAGAAAGCUCGCAUGAAGAAAGAGCAUGAUGAGACGGUUGCCGAGUAUGUGACUGUCGUGAAGCAGCUGGAUCAAGCGCUCAAGGAGAUGGAAGGUGCUGACUGGGCUGAGAAGCAUGGCGUCAAGGAGCAGCUGGAUGCGCUAUAUCAGGAGUCUCCGCUUGCCCUGAUUCAAUCCGUGGGCAACAGAGGUACCAACGCCAGCACUUUGGCAAACUCGGCUGCCUUGAAGCUCAGGCAAUUCCGCCAGGAGUUCGCCCCGGGAAUCUGAAGGACCGGUGCACUUCAAACUGAUGGCUUUUGUAUUCAUGAGCAAGGACCUACAAAGUGAGGUGACCUUGGACCUUUGUCCAUGUGGAAAGAUGCGGCUGCAUGGUGA